Molecule: messenger RNA, 3464 nt
Organism: Amoebophrya sp. A120
Lineage: Eukaryota; Dinophyceae; Syndiniales; Amoebophryaceae
Source: the annotation of a GenBank genome assembly
GAAGCAACUAGGGAAAUGCGGUCUUUUUCUCGCAAACACGCACAAAAACACAAAUCGGGUAUUGUCGGCCAGAACGAUCAAACUGAAGCACAAAUCCAAAUCUGACACAGUCUCGCAAAGCAAACUUCUAACUUUGGGCCCGAAUGUACCACCAAUUUUUUUACAUCUCCGUCUCCCACCCACACGACUAGUAUUCGAUUUCCAUUUCCGUUUCCCCACAUUUAUUCGUCUUCGUGUACGAAAACGAAACAGCAUAAAAUAUAAUAAACAUUCAAGUAGGUGGAAAUAAAGCUGUAUCAUCUCGUCUAUUCGAGACAAGACCCUGAGCGACCACAAACGGCAACCUUUGGUUUCUUUGUAGGUUUGUUCACAACUUCUAGAACUACGGUUAUAUUAACAGUGAACGAUGAAGAAGGCUACCUCCUACGCCCCCGGAGCCGGAGCGGCGUCGUCCUCCUCUUCCUCCUCCGCUUCAACAUCUGGAGGUGCGAAGCCAUCCCCUGCACGACCCGCUUCGCGACCCAAAACACACUCGGGCAAGGAGCAUAAACUCUACAAGAAAAACCUAGUCAUGAAGAAAUUUCGAGCUGCUCUGGUGAAGGUGAAUACCUUUAAGAAGAUGAGUGCCAUGAAAAAAGACGGGAAAAAUACGAACACGACGAAAACUGGUGCAAACAAGCGGAAUCCAUCCCAAGCUUCAUCUGUGAAACUAACAAAACCUAUGAAGAAGAUGAUGAAAAUGAACCAGAUGAAGAAGCGAACCAUCCCAGUGAGGAAGCCCGUUGCAGCGCCAGCCAUGAAAAAGAUGAUGGCCGCCAUGAAGAAGAAGAUAGGUCAUGUGGUGAAGCCGAGGUUUAAGAAGGGAGGGCUCAUCAAGGCCAACUUCGAUUCCAUGUCCGUUCCCUACCUUACCGCAACAAACCAGGGAAAGUUCAAGCAGGGCUUCCAUUUCGUGCAGCUCGCCGAUACCCAGCUGGGCAUGUCGGAAAACCUAGGGCCGAAACAAUUGUCCGUCGCGGAACGACACGAGCUGGAGCUUGAAAUGAUCCGGUCCGCUGUGAAAACCAUCAACCAUUUGAAGCCCGCGUUUGUCGUGCUGUGCGGUGACAUGACGGACGAGUUUCCGGGGGUGGUUUCGCAGAAUCAGGUAGAGGCUGAGAAGAAACAGAAUGGUGACCAGAGCAAAUCUUCUGGGAAAAGAACGAGCACAGGAGGCGGAAAGAACAACUCAUCUUCACCGAAAAAGAACGCAACUACCGGCGAAGAUAGUACUGGUACUGCGGCAGCAACUGCGGCGACAAAACCUGGCAACAAGCGGACGUCCUCUUCCAAGACGAAGAUGGUUCAUUUUCGCAUGCCACUCGCGUCCCCGAAACCCUUUGUCACCGGGUCGAGAAUCGUGACCACGGUAGGAAAUAACAAUACUCUCAAUUCGUCGUCGAAUUCGUCGGCGGGAAAGACAGCUGUGGCCACCAAAGUAGCAAGUGCGGGCAAUAGCUCUUCCUCCUCUUCCUCCACUUUCAAGGGCACAGCGGGACCGUCAUCAUCUUCAAGUGCCGCCUUGAUAUCCUCCGGCGCUUCUUCUCCAAAGAAAACGGACAACAGGCUGAGCUCCACACCGAUGAAACGGAGCAGCACUUCUGCAGUUCUUCUUGAUGAAGUGCCAAAAGACCAAGCGGAAGAUGAGCAGCCACCAAGUGCUAAGAAGCAGCUGUUGAUAAAGUCGCCGGAGGGAAAAAAGUCCGCUAGUGACAAGACCAGUAAACAGCCUGCCGUUCCGCAAUCUCCGUCGAUUCUGAAGGUGCGAGAAAGUAAACAAGAGAUAGACGAGCAAGCGAAACGCUUGGCCGCAGACGCCAAGCGCAGAGCGCAGAUCGCCGAACUGCAGGAGUUGCUGGACGAGAUAGACCCGGAAAUCCCACUGCUUUGCUGCUGCGGCAACCAUGAUGUGGGGAAUCGGCCGAACGGCUUCACUCUCGAAGAAUAUCGGGUUAAUUGGGGUAUAGCAUAUUCACAUACACGAUACUCUUUUCCUUUAAAAGAUGAUUUGUUCGACGUUUUUUGAUGCUGCAAAAGCACCAGACGACUCGAAUUGUAUCAAUGUCUUUCCUUGACCUGCAUGGACAGUGCAUCUAAAUCUAUAGCUACUUUACGACGGGGGCACUGCACAUCGUCAAAAUAUGAAUCAGGUGCGGACUACUUUUCUUUCUGGAUGGGCGGCGUUUAUUGCAUGGUUUUGAAUUCGCAGCUGGUCACGGCGGAGGCGGCGGAAGAGGUUGAAAAAGAGGUUCAGCGACAAGACGAGUGGUUCGAGGGCGAGAUUGAAGAGCGGCUAGAAAAGCCGGCAAAGGCUGUGAUCGCGUUCUCCCACAUAUCGCCCUUCAUCAAAACACCCAAAGAGCCGUCAGCGUACUUUAACUGGAAUAAAAACGUCCGCCUACACACGCUGGAGCGAUUGCACUCUUGCGGCUGCAAGGCCUGGUUUGGAGGACACUACCACCGCAACUCAGUUGGAAAGUACUAAAACUAACUUCUUAUUGAGACGAGCCGAACUCUCAUAUACAUGUUUGAGUUUGACGAUGACAUUGUAUAUACGAUUAUGAGAAUCUGCAGAGUAGACCAAGUCCAAAACAUACCGCUUAUUUGUGAUACUAAAAAACUACACACCCAAAUGACAACCAGCUACAAGGGCAUGCAGGUGGUGACCACGGGCGCGGUCGGGGUGAACAUCGAAACCGAUCCGAAGGGCGAUCCGCUAGGUUUAUCUGGUGUUGGCAAGGGGAUUUUGGACAAGAAAACUAGCGGGCUGCGGAUUGUCAAGGUAACCGACGAAGGGGAAGUGAAGCACCAGUGGAGAACUUUCGAGGAACUGGAUAAAGUGGUUGGCAGUGGGAAGAAGGAAAGCGGUGAGCCAGUGGACGUCGACGACCUGCUUUGCGAGCAAUGCUGAGUUGUAGAUAAGUAGGGAGCAGCAAUACCACUUUUGUGACAUAUGCGAGGACAUAUACUUUUUUCAUUCUAGUACCAUUCUAGCCGUUAUUUGAUAUUCCCAGCGCCAGCCUCCGCUCCCGGUACGAGACAAAAGGCAUGUAUGAUAUCGCGACCUUCCGGAUUGGUUUGCUUGGUUGAUUUUUUUCGCCUGUAACUACCAAGAGAUUUAUGUGGACAUGAUCAUCAGAACGAUGAUACAGUGACAGUGUUAGUUUGUCGUGUGUCCCGAACAUGUACAAUAGUGAUUUGGUAAGUAGCCACAUACAUUAUUCUUCACCAUAACCAUAUGAUCAACAUCCUCAUAACUCCAUUUUUUUUCUAUGCGCAUCGCAAUCGCACGCAGCGAUUUUUUUCACGCAACAUUUGAUGUGGUGGGCAUUACAACCUAAAUGUACACAAGAUUUUUUGGACGUGGACAUGAAAACCCAAAACGCACACUCACCAGCACUUUUCGAUUUUUUUUUUCAGAAAAU